Molecule: messenger RNA, 705 nt
Organism: Podospora pseudocomata
Lineage: Eukaryota; Fungi; Ascomycota; Sordariomycetes; Sordariales; Podosporaceae
Exons: 1
Coding region: 1-705 (234 amino acids)
Source: RefSeq, a predicted model, not a curated record
AUGGACAAUCCGCCUUCGCUGAUGCCUUUUCUCAUCAUCAUCAUCAUCACCUUCAUCAGCUUCACCAACCAUCCAACCAUCAACACAUCUGACUCAAACGCUUCCACUCUUACUCUCCAGAUAACAUCAGUCUUCACUCUAUCCAUCAAAAUGCACUCCUCAACUCUCUUCAUCACCCUCACCACCGCCCUCGGCCUCGUCUCCGCCGCUCCCACAGACAAGACCUACAACCCCACAAAAACCUCCGCCGCCCCCCGCACAACUCACACCGUCAUCGCCGGCCGCGGCGGCCGUCUAAUCUUUGACCCCGACAACGUAGUCGCCGAAGUCGGCUCCAUAGUCGAAUUCCACUUCAACCCCCUGAACCACUCCGUCGUCGAGUCCUCCUUUGACACGCCCUGCCAGCCCAAAGACGCCGACUCCUUCUUCAGCGGCUUCUUCCCCGUCCGCGAGGGACAGAGCGACGAGGUGUUCCAGAUUGAGGUCAAGGACACCCGCCCGAUCUGGUUCUACUGCGCUCAAAACAACAACGCUCACUGCCAGUCGGGUAUGACUGGGGUUAUCAACCAGAAUUUUGACCGCCAGGAGUUUUCGCUGAGGGCGCAUAAGGAGUUGGCUGCUGAGGUGGAGGGGCCUAGUGGUGUGCAGGGGGCCAUUCAGGGGGGAUGGAGGAUUCCUAACCCUAACCCGUUGGGGGGCUUUUAG